GAAGGCUCAGAGGAGCCUGGAUAGAGUUUGGUCAAGGAAAGAGUCUUUGGCAGGUCUCUCCCUCUUGUUAAAGGAAAGAAGAGAUGUUCUUUCUGCUGAAUAAUAUAAGCCCAUUUCCAUUUGAUCACCUUUUGUUGAACCAUCUGUUGGAACUUGCUAGUAGAGGGUACUUGCUGGAUGGUGCCAGUGAUCAGGCAUUUAAUGAGGGGCAUUUCUAUGGGAACAGAAAGAAAAGCAAAGAUUAAGGGUUGGAACUGACCGUAAACCUGAUUUUUGAGUCCCACAGAUGGCCAGUUGGGAAGAGUUUAGACAUUGACCCCUAACAUCUCUAGGUUGUGGAGUGAGGACCAUUGUGGAAAUCCGGUGGAUUUCCCAGUUUGCAGUUUUGAGUGUUUAUGGUCAUAUAGUAUAGACAUCAGUGUCACAGUCAAGAUUAUUUCUCCAAGCAGAGCAUGGAAGAUGUGGGAAUUCCCAUGGACUUCUGAGUGGCCCAUGCAGCUGCAGCUCCAGGAAUGAAGAUGCUGGAGGCCCCACCACUGCUGUUGGCCGCCUUCUCAUUGGGCCUGGUGCUGCUGGUGCUGCUGCUGUGCCACUCCUACUCGGGCUUUCUCCUUAUCUGCUGGAAUGAGUUCGUCCUGCAGCCCCUCUACAACCUGUUCAUGGGCGAUACCAAGGAGCAGCGCAUCCUGCGUCAUGUGCUGCAGCAUGCGGUGGCCGGGGACCCACAAAGUGUGCUGGAGGCCAUCGAUACCUACUGUUUACAGAAGGAGUGGGCUAUGAAUGUGGGUGACAAGAAAGGCCAGAUCUUGGAUGCAGUGGUGCGGGAGCAGCGCCCAUCGGUGCUGCUAGAGCUGGGGGCCUACUGCGGCUACUCAGCCGUGCGCAUGGCCCGCCUGCUGGAGCCCGGGGCCCGACUGCUCACCAUUGAGCUCAACCCUGACUACGCCGCCAUCACCCAGCAGAUGCUGGACUUUGCAGGCCUGCAGGACAGGGUAACCGUUGUGGUCGGGCCAUCCCAGGACAUCAUCCCCCAGCUGAAGAAGAAAUACGAUGUGGACAUGCUAGACAUGGUCUUCCUUGACCACUGGAAGGACCGGUACCUGCCAGACACUCUUCUCCUGGAGGAGUGUGGCCUGCUACGGAAGGGGACAGUGUUGCUGGCCGACAACGUCAUCUGCCCAGGAACACCAGAAUUCCUGGCAUAUGUGCGCAACUGCAGCCGCUUUGAGUGCACACACUUCACCUCGUACCUGGAGUACUCGACAGCAGUGGAUGGCCUCGAGAAGGCUGUCUACAUGGGCCUGGAUGGCCCAGCACAGCCUUGACCACCCACCCUGCUCCAGGCUCCCUUGCCAAGCUUGGUUAUGAAAAGCACAACAGAUGUACUCCCGCCAACCCUGCUUUUGCAGUUCUGGGGUCUGUCCUCAAUGUAGCACACUUGAGGCUUGUGAGGCCAAAGCCUGCCUACACUGGACCCUCUGCACGGCGACUCUGGGCUGUCACCACUGGUCCACCCUAAGUGCAGCCAGCUUACCGUGCAAAAUCACUGCAAUACAUCUGGAAAGUACGUUUGUAAAUACCAAUCAGGACAGGUGGUGCCUGUGAUGGUGUCACUCACUCCCACCAGCAUUUUUGAUCAAUUAGGUUUCUUACAUCGACAGGUCCUCAGGCACUGACAUAUUCACCAGACAUUGGAAGGGGGGGGGGGGGGGAAGUUGGGAACAUUUGGAAACUGUUGGGCUGUGCACUCAGUCUGUCCUUCAGGUCUGCCAUCACCAGGUGGCAGCAAUGCCUCAGUGAUGGCACUGUGCCCAACAACUCCUAUCCACUUGUGAUUCCUGCAUUCUUUCACCUUCUUGUAAAGAAUGAAACACAACUUUACUAACAUCAGCUCAGUGUUAAUAAUCCUAUAUGUCAGUAUCACAUUUAAAAGAUGCUAAAAGAGAAAUUAAAAAUCUAAAUACUUAAAUAAAAGAGAUCAACUUAGUGCUUCUUUUUAA
Messenger RNA from Lynx canadensis (Canada lynx), 2000 nucleotides. RefSeq names its product catechol-O-methyltransferase (gene COMT). The transcript has 5 exons. Gene Ontology annotation, cellular component: membrane; axon; dendrite. The record is from RefSeq and is a predicted model, not a curated record. The coding region runs from base 513 to 1325 and encodes 270 amino acids. Gene Ontology annotation, molecular function: catechol O-methyltransferase activity; magnesium ion binding. Gene Ontology annotation, biological process: catecholamine catabolic process; dopamine metabolic process; developmental process. Lineage: Eukaryota; Metazoa; Chordata; Mammalia; Carnivora; Felidae.